GUUGGCUGUUGCCCUCGGGUUGUCCCGGGCCAUGGAAAAGGCGUCGUCGGGGGCUCAGGCCCGGCCGAGAGAGGGAGACCCGGGCCGGCGCCCGCGCCCUGACCCGCGCCACCCCGAGCGACCACGGGCCCGAGCCGGGGAGCCGCGCGGGGAAAGGAACGGGGACGCGCGCAGGGACGUCGCGGGCCGGCGCGAGGACCGGGACAGGCACCGGGACAGAGGCCGCGACGCCCGGCCUGACCGGGCCCAGGCCGCGGGCCGCCGCGCGGGUGAGCAAGGAGUCCCAGCAAAGUCCCGCCAGAGCCGGAGGCCGGAGCAGCCGCGGGGACCCGGUUGGGACGCGGCCCCGCCCCCCUGGCCCGCGCCCUGGGAAACCCCGGAGCCGCCGGCCCCGAGGAAGGAGGGGUUCGCGCACCGCGGACCGGAGAGUUAUGGUGAACCCCCUUCCGGGAGAUAUGUGCCUGCACACCCCAGGUCUGGCCAAGAGGAAGUGGAAUAUUACCAGUCAGAGGCUGAAGGACUUCUGGAAUGCCACAAAUGCAGAUUCUUGUGCACUGGGAGAGGUGUGGUACAGAUAGUGGAGGUGAUUUUGAAUGGGAUAGUCCUCAUGUGUGUCGUGGCCUCCUACUUUGUCCUUGCCGGAUUCAGCGCCAGCUUUGCGAGUGGCAGCGGCUUUGGGAACAACUAUUAUUCACCAUUUGAGGGCAGCGAGCUGGAGGAAGUUCGGCGGCUGGACCAGCAGUACACUAUCCUCCGGUCACCCCUGAUAUACAGCGGUGUGGCUGUUUCCUUGGGGCUGGGUGUCCUCACCAUGGGCAUUCUACUCCAAGGAGCCAAGAGUCUAACAAAACUGCCUGGGAAAUGGCUCCUCUUGGAGGCCACCUUUAGUGUCCUUGCGGCAGUAGGCUACUGCAUAGGCAUUGGCCUUUACCUCCAUGUAGCUUUGCAGAUCAAUUCCACAGACACUUGCAAAAAAAGAGAGAGGAUGUACGCCCGCAGAGGUCUCACCUGGAUGAACUGCCAGCUGGCAGGCACUGAUGGAGCAGCAGCCACCUUUGCUUGUCUUUUGGUCAUUAUGUACGGGGUCAGCGUGGUCCUGGCCCUGCAGAGCUACAGAAAACAGAAGCUGUACAAAGACAGCCAAGAACAGCACAGAAAUUACAUUGAUGCCCCAGAAUACCUGUGGUCUGGGACACUCUAAGGAGACCUUCUGGACCCCAAAUAUCAACUUUCCCCUUUCUCUCAAAAAGGCAGGUCCCUUAAAAAAACCAGUUAGCAGUGGUUUUCACAUCCUUGAUUUUGGAGGUGCUGCCUUUAGGACCAAUGCAAAGUUAAGUAAUUGUCUUAUUUUUCCAUUGUAAAAGAGAUACCUGAUUGCUGACCAACUCAAUGUAGCUUAAUGAAAGUGUGGAGAGCAGCAUCAGAACUGAGGGCACCCUCACCUGAAAUAGCUCACUAGCCAGGGUAAUUCUGAAAGGUAAGUAAGAACUGCCCCUUAAAGGGUAGAAGUCCCAGAGUUCCAGUAGAAAUCACGCCUGUCCUGUCUGAAGUCAGCGAAGAAACAUGCCAACGCCCCCUCUUCCUGGCGUGGUCCCACAGAAUUAUUUCCAAGUAGUUAUUCUCACUCCCUCCUAAAGGGAAGCCCUCUGGUAUUAGAGAGGCUACCAAAGUGCACUCCCAGUUGGAAUCCUGACCUAGAGAAAGAAUGCCCUUAGCAGACAUAGUCUUCCUCAGGACUCUUCCCCUGAUAUAAUGUCAGGGCCCAGAUGUAAUGUCUCCUGCCAACUUUUUCCUGUUGGUGUUUUUCUGGCAAAUCAUUCCAUUGGAAUUCAUUUUUUUGAAAUGUUUCAUAAGCUUUUUUAAGCUUAAGGUUCCCAAAUACUGAGAAAAGUUGUAAAAUUAAAUGUGUCAUAGUUCAACUGAUUUCAAAGAUAAGGCAGAUUACAGGGUCUGAUUGGAGGCCUUUCAUUCUCUGAUUCCCUCUCAGGGCCCACAGAGCAGGCCGUCAGCAUAGCUAGUUACUUCAUGAGUUAAUCUCUAGCAUUGAACCUUAAAAAUUAAUUUCUCAGUAAUUUAAUUAUUACUUUACUAUUUUAGUCUUAAAUUAUACCUGUGCUUGUUCUUUACAAUUAGUCUCGGUUUAUGUCAGAUCCAGCUAGACAUUUAUAUUCAUAUAAAGAGGUCUUUUUCUAAGUGUUGUCUCGCUUUUUAAUAGCUAAUCCUCAUGGAACCUGUCCAAGAUGAAGGGUCAAAAAUAAACCUCAUAAAAAUAAAUAAUAAAAGCAAAGCUUGGAGGAAGAUAUGCACCUAGGAAUCUGUACUGCUUAACUGAAAUAAAAUCGGUUGUGCUGUGCAAAGGUUGGGCACUGUCCCCCUUCACCCGGAGCAGUGGCUAGUCCCCACGUUUCACUGAAUGAGAGCAAAGCUCCGCAGCAGCAAAACCUGAAUAGCUGCUCUUCAGAGACAGAUAGCCAUGCACACGCUGCCCUCCCCUGGACUGUACUCAACAUGGCCCUGUUAAGUGUUUUUCCCACGUUGGGUUUUGUGCUGGAUAUAGAAGGGCACUGUGGACUGUGUGAUCUCAGCCUUGUGUCCUGGCCCAGCUAGGACCCUGGCGCCAGGAGGCAGCCUCACCUCACUGACUGGACCCCGUCAGCUGUUAAUGACUCCCACAUCAGGGCUUUCAUACUGUUCAAAAUGAUUUAGUAAACCUGAUUUUACUUACUACCACUUGCCAGGUAGGCAGGCCAGCAUGUAUUCACGUGUUACAGAGAGCAGAGGAGGUCAAGAAUGGUAGGAUAAGUGGUUUAGUUGAUAGUUAAAGUUUCAUGGAAUGCUCACCAUGUGCCAAGUACAUUGCUGUGCUAGAAAAGCAUUCUGUCUGCAUUAUUUGUGGAAACUUGUAGCUGAUGAUGGAUACUAUUAUUUCCACUCAAGUGAAAAAUACUGGGCCAGGGGAAAUAGCUCAAUGGCAGAGUACUUGGAUAGCAUGGUGAGGCCCUAAGUUUGGUGCUCAGCACCAUGUAAGGGGCUGAGUGUUGUGGUGCACACCUGUAAUCUCAGAAUUUGGAGAGGCUGAGGAUCAUGAGUUCUAGACCAGUCUGGACUGCAUAGACACCCUGUCUCAAAACAAAAAACCUUAGAAGGAAUGUAACUUGUCAAAAGCUGUUAAGUAGCAGAGAUAAAAACUCAAGAUACAGUGAAUCACAUACUGGAAUGUUUAAUGCAUGACCAGUUCACAUUUAUGGCCUUUACUGUGUCAGGAAAUAGUGCGCAAAGUGGAGUACAUGCUCAGAGAAUCACGUUGGUGCCACCAUGGACUGGGAAGAUGUGUAUCUAAUGGAACUGAGGUAUCAAAGGAGGUGGUGGUGUAUACCCAGGGUGCUCAGUAAAGUUGUUGAGUGUGAUGGUGCAUACCUGUAAUCCCAGAACUCAUGAGGCAGAGGCAAGAGGAUUCCAAGUUUGAUGCCAGCCGGGGCCCCAUAGUAAGUUAAAGGUCCCCCUGAACUAGAGAUGCUGCAUCGAAACAUUGCCGAGCAAUGGAAUUUAUGUUGUCUGCUGGCUUUUUCUAUUAAUUAUAUUCCUCGUUUGGAGUUGGUACAUAUAACACAUCUUUUCCUCUCCCUUAUCUCUUGGUCCCUUCCCUUUUGCAAAAGAUCUCUCCCUCUUUUCCUGUUAUCUGGUUUUUAUUUUGCCCUUUACGUUUUGGGUUUCUCCUCUACGAGAAAUCGUGCAAUGCUCAAGCUUGUGUUUGUUUUUAUUUCACUUAACAUUAUGGUCUCUAGGUACCUAAA
Messenger RNA from Octodon degus (degu), 3794 nucleotides. It is a transcript of the gene Marveld3, whose product is annotated as MARVEL domain containing 3. The transcript has 3 exons. Bases 32 to 1201 code for a protein of 389 amino acids. Lineage: Eukaryota; Metazoa; Chordata; Mammalia; Rodentia; Octodontidae. The record is from RefSeq and is a predicted model, not a curated record. Gene Ontology annotation, cellular component: membrane.